CCCACCUCGGGUGCUCGUGUUUGAUGAGGAUUGGGAUAUCACACGUCGUGCACCUGUGCUCAACAAGGAGGAGAUGAUUUGGCAGGACAAGAUCACCUAUGCAAUCGACGCGGCUGAGGGCAGAAUCGACCUCAUAGGCGAGGGUCUCACAUACAUACCAUCUCAGAUCGGCGAGCUGGCAAAUCUUGUGCUCAUGCCAGCGCUGGGCGCUUUUCCCUCCCCUGCUCGCACCAUCCGCACCUUCUCUCGUAGCCACACUACCCCAGCGACACGGCUUGAGCGCGAGGCGUUAUUCUCCGCAUCGCAUCCCCUGGGCGGACAGCAUGGUCUGAUGCUAUUUUUGUCCAAGAAUCAAAUUCGCUCGCUACCGACUGAGUUGUUCUCGUUGCAGAACCUCGUCGUUCUCAGUUUACGGAACAACGCGCUAACCUAUAUCCCGCCCCAGAUCGCGCAGCUGUGUGCCCUCCGCGAACUUAAUGUUGCGAACAAUCGUAUCACGAUCCUCCCGGCAGAACUGACUGCUCUACGUCUCGACAGGCUUUCUGUUACUCCAAAUCCCCUUCUCCCUGUCCCUUCUCCAGCUGAGGCAAAGCACCUCCGCACGCGCAUCGUAGGGCCUACCACCCGCAUGCUCGGCCGCGUGCCCCCACUCUCGGAACUCAUCCUCCGAUAUCUCAUCUCGCCCUCUGCGCCCGCCUCGCCCUCGAACCCCAACCCACAGUCCAUUCUUGCUCAGCACUUCCAGCUGCCUCUUCUUGAUUCGCUGAACCUCCGACCGGACUUUACGCGAGUCCUCAGUGCAUCUGUUCCAGGCGCAGUCGCACUCCCGUCUCCUUCAAAACUGCGGCAUCCGCCCGCAAUCCCGCACGUGCCUUCUGAUCCUGAUACGAUUGGGAACAAUGACGAGGCAGAUGAGGCCGUGGUCGGCAUGAGUCACUGCCCCGCGCCACAUCACCUCGCGCCAGGAGACGUUGGGCAAAACUUACCUGAAGGACAUUGGACUUGGAACGACGCUCCGUAUGCGCAAUGCGCGGAAAAUCGUAUUGUAUGGGUCGAGUAUAUCGCUGGCCAUAAAGUGGGUUCUGGGGACUAUCGGGUUCCCCUGUUGUGGCGCGGAUGCGGGGUCGGAUGUCUGGAUUUUCUCGGGGUAGAGGAGGAGGAACAAGCGCGUUGCCUACAGCAAGCUCAACAUCAGUCACAGCAAGAACAAGACGCAGUGGAGGAUGCAGAUAUGUCGUUGGCAGACGAAGACGUCACCAUGGCAGAGGCAUGAGGGGGUGCGUGUUUGAGAAAAGUCAUCGCUCUCAUAAGUAGCACUCUGGAAUCAUCUAUCUCUAUCUUGUAUCUUGUACCCAGCAUGACUUUUGGCUGUCCUCAUUGUACUAUCUUGCAUCUGCAUAUACACCAUCGUUGUCGUUAAAGUG
Molecule: messenger RNA, 1424 nt
Organism: Heterobasidion irregulare TC 32-1
Lineage: Eukaryota; Fungi; Basidiomycota; Agaricomycetes; Russulales; Bondarzewiaceae
Exons: 3
Coding region: 74-1273 (399 amino acids)
Molecular function (GO): protein binding
Source: RefSeq, a predicted model, not a curated record